Molecule: messenger RNA, 447 nt
Organism: Rotaria sp. Silwood2
Lineage: Eukaryota; Metazoa; Rotifera; Eurotatoria; Philodinida; Philodinidae
Source: the annotation of a GenBank genome assembly
AUGUUUGCGUCGAAAUCUUCUGUUUAUCGAUAUUGUCAAUGUUGUGCUCGUGGACGACUUGCUUCAUCAUGUCCAUCAUGUUAUUUUUGUGAAUUAUUCUAUGGUUGUCCACUUUAUUGUUGGAUAUUAACUUUUCUUCUUCUUCUUUUACCUAUGCUUGCUCUUUUCGGAUGGCUUCUUUCAGAACAACCAGCCAUUAAUCCUGCUAAACGACAAUAUCUAACAGAACAAUCUUCAAUUGUUCAAAACGAUGUUUAUGCUGUGAUGCAUAAUUGUGCAGUACCGUAUUGUACUAAUGCAUCCCCUGCAACAACAAUUAAUCAAUUAUAUCUUACUUAUCAUGAUUAUUCAGCAACACAAAUAACAUCCAAUGGAAAUGUAUUUCAGACAUUUUCAUUAGUUUUUUUCGGAUUUUUAUAUAUUUUAAUUAAACUAUGUGAAAUAUAA